AUGACUCUAUUUCGCAGGAAACAGCGGCAGAACUUAGACGAGAUUGCGACGCAGCCUUCCGUUUUCGACGACCCGGAGAAAGCAAAAUACUUCCAGCCAACUGAAAAGUAUGAGAACUUACAUCGGUUCGACCCGAGCGCUAGGUGGACGUGGGCUGAGGAGUUACCGCUUAUUAACAAGCUUGACUGGAAGAUCACGCUGUGGGCAUGCAUCGCAUUCUUUGCCUUGGACCUUGAUCGUGGAAACUUGUCACAAGCGAAUACGGAUAAUUUCUUAGAGGACUUGGGCUUAUCUACGAAUGACUAUAACUUGGGAAAUACCAUCUUCAGAUUAGCAUUCUUGUGCGCCGAACUUCCAUCACAGUUGGUGAGCAAGAAAGUAGGACCCGAUCGAUGGAUACCCACAAUCAUGGUCUUAUGGUCUAUUGUGGCAGCCUCUCAGUUUUGGCUGAACAGCAGGGAGACUUUUCUUGCAUGCCGUGUGCUACUUGGUUUGCUACAAGGUGGCUUCAUUCCGGACAUUGUUUUAUACCUGUCAUAUUUCUUUAAGGCCAGCGAAUUGCCUUUUCGCCUGGCUCUAUUUUGGACAACGCUAAAGGUAGUCGAUAUUAUUGCGCCCAUUCUGGCUUUUGGCAUCCUCCGACUACGCGGCCACCACGGACAAGAGGGGUGGAGAUGGUUAUUCCUGAUCGAGGGCGUCUUCACCCUCUCCGUCGGAGUGUGGUCCUGGUUUAUGAUGGCACCAUCGCCUACACAGACUAAAGCAUGGCAUCGACCGAAAGGCUGGUUCAACGAACGAGAAGAGGUCAUAAUGGUCAAUCGUAUAUUAAGGGAUGACCCUUCUAAAGGUGACAUGCAUAACCGUCAAGCGGUCGACUUGAAAAGAUUAUGGAGAUCGCUAUGCGAUUAUGACCUUUGGCCAAUUUACAUUUCCGGACUUGUGUUCGGAAUCCCAGUCGGCCCCCCGGAUCAAUAUCUAACCCUAACGCUCCGAGAUCUUGGUUUCGAUACGUUCAACUCAAAUCUGCUUUCGAUUCCUAGUCAAGUUAUAGGAAUCGUCACGAUGCUUACCCUAACAUAUCUCUCCGAGGUGUGGAAUGAGAGGUCGUUAAUGGGCAUGCUUGCGCAGAUUUGGGUUUUGCCUAACAUCAUCGCCCUGGCUGUGAUACCGAGUAAUACAUCUCCAUGGGCGAGAUAUGCUAUAUUGAUAAUUUUACUCUCCUAUCCAUAUCCCCACGCUAUACAGGUUGGCUGGUGUAGCCGGAAUUCUAAUACCGUCAGAGCACGCACAGUCUCUGCCGCAGCCUACAAUAUGUUCGUCCAGGUCUCUGGUAUUGCAUAUUCGAACAUCUACCGUGCUGAUGACAAACCCGAAUACCGUCGCGGAAACAAGCAGCUCGUCGCAGUUUGCGCAGCAAACAUAGUAAUAUACAUACUUAUAAAAGUCUAUUAUAUAUACCGCAACAAGCAAAGAGAUAGGGAUUGGAAUGCAAUGACUCGCGAGGAGCAAAUACAUUAUCUCGAAACCACCACAGACCAAGGAAGUAAAAGAAAGGAUUUCAGGUUCGCCCAUUGA
Molecule: messenger RNA, 1575 nt
Organism: Daldinia decipiens
Lineage: Eukaryota; Fungi; Ascomycota; Sordariomycetes; Xylariales; Hypoxylaceae
Product: MFS general substrate transporter
Exons: 9
Coding region: 1-1575 (524 amino acids)
Biological process (GO): transmembrane transport
Cellular component (GO): membrane
Molecular function (GO): transmembrane transporter activity
Source: RefSeq, a predicted model, not a curated record